Molecule: messenger RNA, 6606 nt
Organism: Bursaphelenchus xylophilus (pine wood nematode)
Lineage: Eukaryota; Metazoa; Nematoda; Chromadorea; Rhabditida; Aphelenchoididae
Source: the annotation of a GenBank genome assembly
AUGACCGAACCAGCAAUUCAGUUCCAUCUUUGGCAAACCUUUGCCGCUCAUGGUUCAGAUGUGAAAGCAGUUGAGCCAACUUCGCAAGGCCAUCUGGCUACUGUGAGUCGAGACGAGACUGCAAAAUUAUGGGUGGAGAAGUGAGUUUUUGUUUUUAUUAGUUUUGUUGACCUUUAGAGGAAAUAACUUUGAAGAAUCAACUUUUUUAUUCUGCAUCUUGAUGGUCAUGGAUAAGAUAGGACGAAAAUACGUAUUUUUCAAGCUCUUAAUACCUCUUUAGACUGGGAAUUUAACGUAGAAUAUUGUGGAAUGAAAUGAAGGGACAUGCUUUACUUCUAGAAAUUGUUUGCUUUGUUUUGAGUGAAAGGUUUGGUACCAUGGAUAAUAUCGCCUGAAAAUUAUGUUUAUAAUUGCUGAAACUAGUCAAAUAUGGUAUCAUUUUGAAGAUGUUCUCAUGCUGAAACUAUUAGUAGAUAUUAAUUAUAGUUUUGGAUUGGGGUUUGCCUGUUUUAGACUAAUUUUUGGCACCUAAAUUUAUAUUAUCCUUCCUAAAGUUUUUCCGCUUGUUUCCGCAUUUUUUUGAGAGAUGGGUAGGCUUAGUUUUAUAAACAGUUUGGAGAGGUGUCAGCCAAUCUUUUUACCGACGUUUCUGUCAGUAAUUCCCUUAAUUUUCCAGAGAAAACGGGUAUGUCCAAGAAGCCGAGUUCAAGAACGGUCAACAUGUAAAUUCGUUGGGUUUUUACGAAUGUCCAGAUGGAAGCAGCGAGUUUAUUGUUUGUGGACGAAAGGAUGGUACUGUCGCUUUGUUUGCGCCGACCAGUGAAGAUCCCACAGUUGUUAUUCGCGUUCAUCAGAUGAAUGGUAAGUUGUUUUGGCGUUUUCGCUUUGAAUUUGUUCGAUGUUUAGGUUGAAUUGAAUAUCAAAAGAUUUAAUGUAAGCUGAGGAAGCUUACAAGUUUUGGGUCGAACAUAUUUAGGGCUGUUUGAAUAUUCUUUUGGCCGAUUUCCAUAGUUUUUGACCUUAUUUUUGAAGUUCCACUAAUUUAUUGACAGUUUUAUUGCCUAAAUUUUCAGUUUGUACCCUACGAGUAGACAGUGCGACCGGUAGAUGUAUCAGCGGUGGUUGGGAUUCAAAGGCAGUGGUUACCGAUCUCAAUAAAGCUCUUCAAAAUCAACCAUCCGAGGCAAGUACAAUAUUAUUUUUUCUUUUGAUUUUUAGGCGAUAACAAGAGCUGCAAAUAUGGUAAUAAAAUUCCAAAAUGCUAUAAAAUGUUUUACCAUCACUCUUUUCCAGAUUUACGGCUUGAACGGGCACAAAAAUUCGGUUUGGGCAGUGGAAUUUGUGCAAAAUCAACCAAACAAUUUCGUCACCGGUUCCGCCGAUCGGACGAUCAAGUUGUGGUGCGGGAAUGAAUGCAUCAUGACGCUGGAAGGUCAUCAGGAUGUUGUGAGGUCAAUUAUCAUGCUACCGAAUGGGAAUUUGAUCUCCUCCGCCAACGAUAGCACCCUGCGAGUGUGGUCGACGGAGAGCGGGAAAUGCCUUGAAGCCUACGACUCCUAUCAUGGAGAGUUCAUUUAUGCGUAAGUGAAUACAUUCGCAAGAAUUUUAAAGCUUCUCCAUCGAAUAUUUAUAUUACUUUAGGCAAAAUUUUGGAUUUUGAUAUAAAAAAAUAAUAUUUUCUCAAUUUUAUCGGCUCUUUUUUUCAGCACAGCGCUGUUGACUCAUCCCAGUGGAAAGAAGUUUGUGAUCUCAUGCAGCGAACGUGGUUACGUCGAGAUAUACGCCUUGGUUGCUGAUGAUACCGCAUUGUCUUUUCUGCAGCCAGUCAGAGCUCCGGUGGUCUCGUUGUGGGCUGUUCGGAGUACGAAAGACGGAGACUUUGCCUUGGCAGCCAGGUAAGUGGAUUUGGAGAUUUUUAGAUUCGAAUUUGUGAAGUUUUGCAAUGGCAGGCUGCGCCCUAACGUACUUUCUGAAUUUUGUUGCUUUUAGCCGUAAAUAAUGAAGCUGAAGGGCGUUUAGGUGGAUAAAGGUUUAUUGGUCAAUUUUUCGUAUUUUUAGAUUUUUUUAGGCCUCUCGCAAGCUGCGCCCGAUAUUUUAAAAAUUUCUCGCAGCCUGCACCAAAAUUUAUUUGUUUUAUUUUAUUAUCUCUAAUUUUGUCCGUUUUCAGCAAUGGAUUUGUCUACAUUUUCUCGGCCAACCCCGACAAAAAAGCUCCGGAGCCAGUUGAAGCCGCGUUCGAAGCCGAAUUGGCCAGCUUCAUUGCCACAGAAGCGGCCGCAAAGGCUGCCGAACAGAACGAUAAGGUUGUGAUCAAGGUAUCAUUGGACGACUCUGGCCGUCAGUUGGACCUGGUCUAUGUGAAAGGUCAAAAUCCCAUCGAUUCGGCGAAGAAUUUCCUGGCGGUAUGUGCGUCGUUUAACCGGAGUUGGACCAUUGGGAAAAAGGACGAUUGGGGAAACCGGAAAAUAUUAUUUUUCUUCGAUGCAAGUGUCGAAUUAGGAUAAUCGAGGGCGCUGAUUUCGAAAAUGACAUUCAUUUUUUUGAUAGUUACUUUUUUCCUGAAGUAGUAUUGUGAAGUAGUAAUUUUUUGAAUUUUUUUCGUAAAUACUCGAUUUAGGGGUUUUCGAGGGUGCUGAUUUCGAAAAUCUUAUUCAUUUUUGCUGAUUUGAAAGCCGCACCAUCGAAAACCCCCAAAUCGAGUAUUCAUGAAAAAAAAUCGAAAGGUUAUUACUUUACAAUACUACUUAAGGAAAAAAGUAACUAUCGAAAAAAACGAAUGUCAUUUUCGAAAUCACCACCCUCGAUUAUCCUAAUUUCACACUUGCAUCGAAGAAAAAUAAUACUUUUUGGUUUCCCCAAUCGUCCCAGUUCCCAUAGAUACACACGCCUUUUCACACGUUUUUCAACACUCAAAGCUCAAAGUCAUUUUUUUUUGAAAAAAAUCAGAAAUUUUUUUCUGAAUUUCCCAAGUUUCCAUCAAAAAAUGAAAAAAUUUUCUCUUCAAAUCCGUAUUUUUUAAAAUUUUUAUUUUUUUACGAUUUGAUAAUCGAUUCCGUUUUAGCAAAACCAUCUGCCAAUAUCGUAUCUAAACGAAAUUGUGGAUUAUAUCAAGUCCAAUGUCCCAGAAGCCAGGAAUUUCGAACAGUUCAAGGGAACGAAGCCAGCACCGAUUCAGAAACCGGGUGUAAGUUGGAAUUGAGGCUUUUUUUUGAGUGUGGAAAGGGAUUGAGAUGGGUUUUGAUGAAGUUUGGGGGUGAAUUUUGAGAUUUUUAUAUUACUUUAGGUGAUAUUUCGACAAUUUUUUAAAAAAUUUUUUCUGGUGAGAAAUGAAAAUUUGGGGAGUAGACAGUGAAGUGGGAGAAAUUUGAAUAAUAUUUUAUUUUUUUCAGCCAGUUUUUUAUAUUGUUUUAGGCGAUUUAAUGGCAAAUUUUUCAAUUUUUCCAUUUUUUAUUUGUUUUAAUUAAAUUUUAGCCCGUAAUUUUGAUGUAUCCGCAAUUUUCAGAAAGCCGACUACGAAUUCGAGAUCACCGCACCGCCAGACAAGACCUUUUUCCUUGCCUAUAACGUCGGCGAAGACCCAAAUAUGGCGGCGCAACGGUGCUGCGAACAAAACAAUCUCCCCAUCGCCUUCCUCCCCCAAUUGGUCAACCAUCUGCAACAGAAUGUCCCCGAAAUCAAGGGACUUCAAGGCAAAGCAUAUGCCGAUCCAUUCACCGGAAGUGGGCGAUAUGUCCCAGGCCAGAGCUCAGCUGGCUCAGGAGACUUUGGAGACCCAUUCACAUCCUCGGGAAGGUAUAUCCCGGGACAAGCAAGCGCUCAAACUGGUCAAGGUGAGAUUUAAAAUAGAUUUUGGGGGUUUUGAGCGAUUUUUUUGGGAGUUUUUUGAAAAAUUUUUGAGGAAAGUACUUCUAUGUGGUGUGGAGUUAAGUAAAAGACCUCAAAACAAUCAAAAAUCCAAAUACAAUCUAAAAUCAAUCUAAAAAAUAUAAAAAUCUCAAAAAAAUUUCACAAGGAAACUACUUCUAUUGGGUAUGGAGUUAAGUAAAAGACCUCAAAACAAUCAAAAAUCCAAAAACAAUCUAAAAUCAAUCUAAAAAAAUAUAAAAAUCUCAAAAAAAUUUCACAAGGAAACUACUUCUAUUGGGUAUGGAGUUAAGUAAAAGACCUCAAAACAAUCAAAAAUACAAAAACAAUCUAAAAUCAAUCUAAAAAAAUAUAAAAAUCUCAAAAAAAUUUCGCAAGGAAACUACUUCCAUGGGGCAUGGAGUUACAGGUCGAGACAUACGUCAAAAAAAUCCCAAAAUUUUUCUGAUUCAGAAUAUGUAAAAGUUAGCUGCCUAAUUUUGGUCUGUAAGGGUGAAAAAAUCCAACUUUUCUCACAACACCACGCAAACGCUUUUUUGACCAAGUUUUUACCAAUUCAAAAGGUUUGUUUUGAGCUAAAGCACACCCUGGCAUUUACUUUUGACAUGCCUUAAAAUAUCAAAUUUGAUUAAUACUACACUUUAAUAGUCGUUCCAAUGUAAAAAAGAGACAUUGUAGUAUUAAUCAAAUUUGAUAUUUUAAGGCUUGUCAAGAUGCCAGGGUUUACUUUAGCUCAAAACAAAGCUUUUGAAUUGGUAAAAACCGGGUUAAAAAGGCAUUUGCGUAGUGUUGCGAGAAAAGUUCUGAGGGUUUUUUCACCCUUACAGACCAAAAUUAGGCAGCUAACUUUUACAUAUUCUGAAUCAGAAAAAUUUUACGAUUUUUUUUGAUGUAUGUCUCGACCUGUAACUCCAUGCCCCAUAGAAGUACUUUCCUUGUGAAAAUUUUCUGAGAUUUUUAGGUUUUUUAAGGUUUAUUUUAGAUUGUUUUUGGAUUUUUGAUUGUUUUGAGGUCUUUUACUUUAUGUAUUUGCGAUUUUCAGGCGGCGGAGAUCCAUUCACCUCCGGAGGAAGGUAUAUUCCAAGUCAGGAAACCAACCCUCUAUUGCCCAACUCCUGCCUAAAGGCCGACAAAAAACGCCCGUUUUCGGAGUAUGUCCCCAUCAAGGACCUGUAUUUGUUCCCAGAAAGGGCUGACCAAAAAGCUAUCGAUGCGCUGAAGAAGGCCAAUUCGGAAGUUGGCCCGAAUUAUGAGCUGGAAGAGCCAUUGGUGAGUUUGUGAUGGAUAAGGUGAAAAAAUCUAUAAAAGUAGAGGUAGAUGGAAGUUUAUUGACUUGUUUUUUUAGCAGUUAUUACUUUUAGGAGGGUAGCGAAGAGGUUAGAAUCGAAAUUUGGGGGUUUUGCGAAAAAUCAUGUUUUCGUGGCAGGACCCAAAAUUUGUAAAUUUAGAGAAAAAUGACUGUUUUGAAAGGAAAUAAGUAUUGUUUUGCCUGGAAAAUUGUAAAUCGAGAUGUUUUAGGUUAAAAAAAGCAAAAUUUUGAACAGUCAGGUUUUCGUGGUGGGACUCAAAAAUUUGGCAAAUCAAUGAAUUUUUUUAAAAAUCCGUAAAUUGCGGUUUGAUAGCCUAGAAAUGACUAGUAAAAAUUUCAGUUUGAUGCCCUCGUCCAAAUGCUGGAGCCCGGCUUCGAACACAAUGAAAUCCAAACGCUGGCCCUCGAAAAAGCCCUCCAAUGGCCGAUGGAGCACAUCAUGGGAGUGAUCGACGUCCUCCGCCACGCCUUGCUCAACGAAUUCCACAGCCUGACCUUCUGUUCGCCGCCGAAUGGAGACCUGACUGUGGAGAGAUUGCUCACUUUACUCAUUUCGGACUCUACCUUCAAAAUCCGGACCAUGGUUUGCCGAGCCUUAGCCAACGCCUGCAAACAUGAACCUGGGAGAAGAAUGCUGAUGAGCCGAUUGAGUGAAGUGGUGGAAGUGGUCGCACCGUGUGUGCUGUGGGAGAAACCAAUUCUUCAGGUGGGAAAUUGGGGGUUUUGGGAGAUUUUUGGUUUUUUCGAGGAAUAGAAAGGGUUGUAGAAAGUGUUAAAUGGUGGUAAAAGUGUGAUAGGAAAUCGUGUUUAGUUUGGAGAUGUUUUGUUGGGGGUUGAGGGCGUUUUGAAGGCAUUUGGACCUUGUUUUAGGUGGACUAGACCUGUUCUUGGAAAAUUUGGAAAUUUUGAUGUUUUUAGAGGGAAAUAAAGAGCGUGAUAGGUGACAUCUGGGCCUACAGAGUAUGAGGGCGAUUAGAUGUUAUUUUUGGGAGAGUUGAACCGGAUUAAGGGGAAAAUUUUGGCAUAUUUACCUUAUUUUAGACGACUUUUGGUGAUUUUUCCCGUUUAUGCUGUUUAUUUUGAUUUUUAUGAAUCAUUUUCAGGUAGCCGCAACCUCCUGCCUUGCCAACCUCGCCUUUUGCCUCUUGAAGCAGACCGAAGCCGGCGUCGCGGAGCUCGGACCAAGAGAAGAUCUCCUCCGAGCGAUCAUCAAAACCACAGAAAAAACCCCGGCAUUCUCUCAUCUGUCCCCGGUAGCCAUUCUACGUCUCCUCCAGACCAUUGUCACCCUGAUGUGGGGCGAUUUGACCGUCAUCAAGAUGGGCAAACAGCGAGGAGUUGCGGAAAUUGUCCAGAAAAUCAAAGACGCCGCCAGCGACGAAGCCAGCAAAAAUAUCGCACGUGAUAUAUACGUCAUGACAUUUGAGGUCUAA